AUGACGAAAACGACGAAGACAACACAACUGUUUGCAGCCAACGGUAGUCCUAUACGGACAUAUGGCGAAAAACUAGCGGACGUUAACAGUGCCAUCAUUGGAUCUGAUUUUUUAAAACACUUCGGUCUUUUAGUUGAUGCAAAAGGUAGUAAACUUAUUGAUCGAAAAACGUUACUUGAGGUAAAUGGCAUUGCAACACAAUCUAAUGGGGUUCAAGUACGAGUACAUUCUGCCCAGGGACGCUACGCUCAGUUACAACACGAAUUUAAGGACUUAGCGAUAAUUAAUGCGAAUAAGCAGCCAAUUACCACCAAAGUGACACACCAUAUUACUACGAAAAGUCCUCCAACAUACGCUCGUGCUCAUCGGAUAACCAGAGAGAAGCUAAUUGCAGCAAAAAAGGAAUUUGAAUUUUUAAUGGAAAAGGGUAUUUGCAGACCUUCUGAAAGUAACUACACUUAG
Molecule: messenger RNA, 462 nt
Organism: Teleopsis dalmanni
Lineage: Eukaryota; Metazoa; Arthropoda; Insecta; Diptera; Diopsidae
Exons: 2
Coding region: 1-462 (153 amino acids)
Source: RefSeq, a predicted model, not a curated record